Molecule: messenger RNA, 1766 nt
Organism: Caenorhabditis angaria
Lineage: Eukaryota; Metazoa; Nematoda; Chromadorea; Rhabditida; Rhabditidae
Source: the annotation of a GenBank genome assembly
AUGGUCGAUCAAUUGACUCGCGAAACUGCAAGUCUCGAAAUUUCGUCGAAAAACGAGGAUUUGUCGAACAUUUCCAUAAUUCCCGAAUUGUCCGAAGAGGAACAACGACUUUUGGAUGAGGAGAUCAAGAAACGCUCGAAACCGAUUGAGGGAACGAUUGAGCCUGUUGAUUUUCCGCUUCAUGACAUUGUGAAAGGUGGGUGGAAAAAAGAAAAAAAAUGAUGUUUUGAAUAUGCGCGCAGGGCAAGUGCGCUCGAUCGCACACCGCGAAAAAACGUGGUUUGAAAAUUUCAUUUCAAAAAAUACUUUUUUUUUUUGCGGACUCAGACAAGUUGGGCGAUUAAUCGCUAAGCAACUUGAAUUAGCUGCUGGCUGGCCGAUUAAUCGCCUGUAUUAAUUUUGUUCAGACGAUUAAUCGUCAGCUCACUUUGCUUACCGAUUAAUCGCUCAAUUUGUCUGAGGAGUUUUGGGAAGAUUGUAGGUUUUCUGAGCAAUUUGAUGGUUUUUAAUAAGACUGGUAGUACUUAUUUAGCGCUGUAAAUACUUAAUGUAUUUAGUUAAAUUUCUAGGAAUUUCACCAAAAAAUUUAUUUUUAGCUGAAAAACGAUUUUUAUAUGAUUUUGAGUAGUUCUUCACCAAGAUUGCGUUAUUAUUUAGCUUUGCUUAACUCUGGAUAUGAGUUAUGACGGGAAAAACAGUGAAGAUACCUUUCACGGCGUUUCCGAGCUUUGCCACUUCAUAAUUCAUCAAAAAUUCAUACCAGCACAAAUUGCCAUCGUAAUCUUAAAACAGAUUUCAAUCGCGUGUUAGAAAAAAAAUUCAAGAACCUUCCGAUUCUCAAAAAAAUUUCACAAAUAUUUAAUUCAGAAAUCGGUUUGGACAAACCCGUGGAAGGUGUCGAUCUCGAAUUCUACGAAGAUCUCAAAACAAAAUCAGCCAAAGUGAUUUAUACAAAAUUGAAAAGUGUUCCUGAUGCAAUUGCUCGAAAAUAUCUUCCCGAUUUGGCACGUCGUUUUGUUGAAUUCGAAAGACGAGUGAAAAGAAUCGAAAGAAUGUUAUGGGCAUUGCCAAGAGAAGAUAAAAGUUUGGAAGAGGAUCGAUUCGAGAUUUUGACCGAAUUAUUGGAUAAAACUUGUCAAGGAAUGGAAAUUUGGGAGGAACAUUAUGUGAGUUUCGACAAAAUGUUACGUUAGCUCGGAAAACUCUGAAUUCCCAAAUUUUCAGGAGCGAAAAAUCCCGCUGGGUCAUCGUUGUAAUUUGGAAGGCGAAUUGAUUCAUCUCAUGGACACCAAAUUCGAUUUGAUCGAAAAAAUUUGCAAAGAAUUUGGAAAAUUGAAAGAUCAACGAGAUGAAGUUAAUAAUGAAAGAGAUGUGAGUUUUUCUUUAAAUGAAAACAUCUGAAAAUCUGGACAUUUUUGAUUUGGAACAGAUUUUGAUUGUAACAUUUUGAAAAAAUCGAGUUUUCAAUUAGGAAAAUUUUGAAACAGUAUUUUUUAUAAAAUAAAAUUCUACAGCAUCGGUUUGAAUGGAAUUAUUUUUUGAAAAAUCUCAUUUUUCAACCCAAAAUAGUUUUUUUUGAGAAAACAUUUUAUUUUUUUUCUUGAUCCGAUUCCCGAUUCGAUUCAACGCCGAAACAAAAAAGAAUUCCAAACAAAUACCAAAGUAAUUUUUUGCAGAUGCUUCGCUACGAAAUUCGCCAUUGUGAUAUGAUUUACACGGAAAUUCACGAGAAAUUCUUGAAAUCAUAUUUGGAAAUGGAUUGGUAG